This is a messenger RNA of Lagopus leucura (white-tailed ptarmigan), 4617 nucleotides long. Its product is annotated as heparan sulfate glucosamine 3-O-sulfotransferase 3B1-like. The record is from RefSeq and is a predicted model, not a curated record. NCBI's taxonomy places the organism in Eukaryota, Metazoa, Chordata, Aves, Galliformes, Phasianidae. Bases 1169 to 2101 code for a protein of 310 amino acids. Gene Ontology annotation, molecular function: [heparan sulfate]-glucosamine 3-sulfotransferase activity. The transcript is spliced from 3 exons.
UAUGGCAGGGAUAGGAAAUAUCUCCAGAUGCAGUGCACAAGAGAUCUAGAGCCCCACUGUGACAGCCUGAAGCUAACAGAGGCCCCAGCCUGGGGCAGGGUGCAGGGUCUGGCCCCAUAGCACAUCCUUUUGGGGCAGCCAGGAGGCUGCUCUGCUCUGCAGGGCUGAUUGGUGGUUCUGUUCCUGCAUUAGCCGUGGUGCUGCUGGGUUUGGGGUUCUUGAAAGACCUGGUGCUUCUAAGAAAACCAUUGAAAGCCAACAAGCUGUAUUCGCCCGCAUUCUCACAUCCAUGGGCUCUAACCCUAUGGGGGGUUGAUCCCAUCACUGCAAGGAAGCGCUUCUCUGAGAAGUAAGGAGAGAUGUCCAAAGGACAGUGUCUGUGGUGUUUUAAUGUCUUUGAGAGGAUUAGUGCUGUUCCUACAAAUUAGGAGAGGAAAUAAGUGGGUGUGGGAGCACUUUGGGGCUAUGGACUCUGUGCUGGGCUGGUGCAUGUGCUGCUUGGAGCUGAGUGCCGCUGCUGCUGGGGUCUGUUCCACAGUACUGGCAUGUCUGAGGGGCAAAGGGAUGUCAGCCAUCAAACCCACAGCCUCUGCCACCCCGCAUCUUCUAGGGAAGUGCAGACAGUCUGAAAUCAUCUCCUGAAGCCGUGAUUUCCCCCUGCAGGCUCCAAGGAAGGCUGCAGAAGAGCAGUGAUUCCAGGCUGAGGAGCUCUUUUUGCACUCCUCCAGGUCAGCCUGCUUUUGGAUGAGGACAUCACUUUGGUUCUUGUAGCUGCUGGACCAAUCCCAGCUCAGCUGGUGACGGUUGAAGCAUCCCAUGGAAUGUGGGCCCUGUGCUGCUCAGUGCAGGGUUUUUGAGAAGCAGCAUCUCUGGCACAAGAUGCAUUACAGGGAAGAGAAGCGGCUGGUCCCUCUGUGGCAGUGAGAGCCACAAGUCAGGCAAAGGCAGCCAGGAGGACUGAUCUUUCCCAAGGAUUGAGUUGUGAGUACUGGAUCCCAGCAGAUGCCUCAGAUUCUUCUUUUUUCCACCUUUCUGGGCUGUUGUCUGCUUCUUUUACAGGGAGAAAUGUUGCAACCACUUUGUGCUGAACUCUUGGGCACGGUGAAGGCAGUGCCAGCGUGUCGCAGCCCGGAGCCGCUGCACGUGGGUGACAGCUGCUGGCAGAGGGAUGGAGGUGACAGGGGUGCACAGGGAUGAAUCGCAGCUACACGUUUUGCUGGCGUGCACCAAGAGGCAGCAGUACGCAGGGGUGAAACACACAGCUUGGCAGAUGCGACUGGCCCUGCGAUCUGCUGGAAAAAAGCCUUUGGUUCUGCUUUGCCAGUUAGCUCAGGGCAAGCUCUGGGGAAAGUCUAGAAAUCCUGCACAAAAAAUCCAUUCUCACCAUAUCUGCCUCGGGGUCUGUGUGAAUGCUGCUCAGUCUGCCCCACAGCCUGCAGUCAUCUUGGUGGCAUCCGGAAAUGUUGGUGUUUUAUCUCAAACGGACCUCAUGCCCAGGACCCUGGAGGGGCAGAUCACCAUGGAGAAGACCCCCAGCUACUUCGUCACCAAGGAGGCCCCGGCCCGCAUCUCCUCCAUGGCCAAGGGCACGAAGCUGAUCGUGGUGGUGCGGGACCCCGUGACCAGAGCCAUCUCGGACUACACGCAGACGCUCUCCAAGAAGCCCGACAUCCCCACCUUUGAGAGCCUGACCUUCAAAAACAGGACUACGGGCCUGAUCGACACCUCGUGGAGCGCCAUCCAGAUCGGCAUCUACGCCAAGCACCUGGAGAACUGGCUGCUCUACUUCCCCAUCGGGCAGAUCCUCUUCGUCAGCGGGGAGAGGCUCAUCAGCGACCCCGCGGGGGAGCUGGGCAGGGUCCAGGACUUUCUGGGCCUCAAGAGGAUCAUCACCGACAAACACUUCUACUUCAACAAAACCAAGGGCUUCCCCUGCCUGAAGAAGGCGGAGGGCAGCAGCAAACCCCACUGCCUGGGGAAAACGAAAGGCAGGACCCACCCCGACAUCGACCAGGAGGUGGUGCAGAGGCUGCGGGACUUCUACCGGCCCUUCAACAUGAAGUUCUACCAGAUGACGGGGCAGGACUUCGGCUGGGACUGAGGCUGGCGUGGGAAAGUCCCCUGUAAUUACUUGCCCAUCACAGUUUGCGUAUAUAAAGAGAUAUAUAUGUAUGUAAAAUGUACAGAAAUCUAUUUUAUAAUAAUUUAUUUUUAAUUCCUAAGCAAUUAAUUCACUAAGCUGCCUAACCGCACUGGCUAGAACGGUAGCCUGUAACCUGUUUAACAUUCCACCGUGUUUAAUUCUAAUAUGUCUCUUCUUUUUUUUUUUUUUCCUCCUUUUUUUUUUUUUUUUUUUUUGGUUUGGUUUGUAACUGACGGUGCUUCCAUUUUUCCUAAAGAAGAUUUGUAUUUAAAAAUAAAAAAAGCAAAAAAAAUCAAAUACAAAAACAAAAACAAAAAAAAAAAGGGACGGGUGGGAAGGGAGGGAGGGGAAAGCACAAAUUUAUUUUUGUUACGGGUAUCUGGCCUUUAUAAACACUUGCUUUCCCUAUUCCGGUGUCCCGGUCUCUGCUCCCUCGUCCCAGGGGUUCUGUGGGGCGGGUGGGUGCAGAGCUGGUGGGUCAGAGCGUGGGGAAUCCAAGCCAUAGAGCCCCUGCCUGGUGUCCCAUGCUCCUUUCCUCGUGGGGAUGCUGCAGAGCCUGCGGCGCAGGCAGAGUGGACUCUUGAGCCUGCUGCUCCUUGCCCUGUGUCGAGGAGGCUCUUUCCCACAGUCCCUCUAUGCAUUUUAAAUCUUGACUGCAGGACAAAUGUGAAAAUGCAUGUAUAUGUGAGUGCGAUGCACUCUGUGCUGCUCAGAAGCCACAUGUGGUGCCUGCCCCACGGGGGGAGAUGCCAGAGAUACCCGCAGAGCCACCUGAGCCCCCAAGUCUGAGCCUAGCACUGUGCCCUUGGUGCCCCCCAGGGCACUGCCCCUGCUGGGAAACAACAGCUGGCCCUCUUUACUCCUGCUGUAUUUUGGUUGAACACAUUUCCCAUGCUCUCAAGGAGCAGUAUGUGCUUAGAACUGGGAAAAAUGCUGCUUUGCCAAUGAGGGCAAACCUAUAGAAAAGCAGGGGGAGGCUGGCAGCUGGGCAGGAUGGGAGGCUCUGAGCACCUCGCUGUCAAGCCGUGUGCAGUGACCUGGAAAUCCUUCCCCAGAAGUGGAAUUGAAUGUGUUGGAACGUUAGAACAGGUUGGCAGGGCUCUCCGAAAAGCUCCAGCUGUGUUUUGCAUGCUCAGCAGGUUUUGGUAAUCACUGUGUGUGCCCACUGCCUUGUUGCUGUCAGAGGUUCUGUUAGCUCAGCUGAACACCUGCAGGGCUGUGGUGAAGCUGUAUGGGCUGUGGGCUGACACAGCAGCGUUCCAUUGGGUACCUUGUCCAUGCUGGUGGGGUGUGUGGGGUUCACACCCCGUGUGCAUGUCCUUAAGAAGUGGGAGAUGUCAAGCAUGAUGCCAGGUAGCAAAACUGCAGUGAGCAGGACCAGCUCCCCAUGUGGGCAUUGCCCCCAGACACGUCUUCCUACAAAGAGAAUGUGAUGCAAAUCCUCUCCUUGCACCAAGCCUUUUCUGGCAAUGAAGCAAUGCUUAGGGCCACCAUCCACCAACAGGAGUGUGGGACCGGACAGGUUAGCAGAGCACACCCCGCUGUCCCACAAAUACAGCUGAAACCCAUGGUGGUGGUUGGAUCUAUGCACAUUUGGGGGCUUUGGUGCCCAGCCAGGCCCCGUUCCCUACUGACAGAUGCAUGAGCACAUUGCAGACCCCAUAGUGUUGGGUGGCCUGGGAGAAGGAACUGCUUGGGGCUGGUGGGGUGAUGAGAAGGAAACACUUGGUGUUGGAAAAGUGAUGAGGGGUCCCAACAUUCUCAGUAUUCUACAAGCUGGCUUAUGCAAAGUGCAGAAGGAAAAAGCUUGCCUUCCCCAAGUGAUUCCCACUCUGUGGCUUCCCUGCCAUGUGCUUCCCUUAGGGUGCGUGUGCCCGCCUGUUUUUUGUGCUGGAAGAUUCAGCAUCCCCUCUCUCUUCUAGGAUACAACUUCUUAAUAUCCCGAUGUCUUCCUCAGCUGCGUGGCAGAGCUCAGGCUUCAUUUGUGUUAUCCAACCCUGCUGCAAAACGCUCUCAUGAAGCAAUCUUCUAGAAGAGCAGAAAUACAGAGGGUGAAUAAUAACUCUUCUAACUGUGAGCAAACGGUUAGCCCUGCCUCAGUAUCCUCUGUAAUGAAGUGUGUAGUAGACUUCAUUCACUGUAGAGGCCUUACCUGACAGUGUGACAGCAAAGGUGAAUUCCCCGUGGUGUACGGCCGGUUGCUAAUACUGGAAUCAGUUCUAUUGUCAUCAUUUAAAAACAAAACCUUUGGUGUUUGUUUGUUUUUUGUUUGAAGUUAAGCUUGGAGGUGUGAUUAGAAGUUCUUUUUUUUUUAUUAUUUUAUUUUAUUUUUUAAACCUUCACAUUGUAACAUUAAUUUAUGGCUGAGUUUCAUUCAGUCCUGUAUUCUGAAGUGCAGUACAGGUAUUAGUGAUGCGUUCUCUGUAACAUGGUACUGUAGAGUAGCCCAUUUGUUAAAAAAAAAAUAAAAAAUA